Molecule: messenger RNA, 636 nt
Organism: Dermacentor silvarum
Lineage: Eukaryota; Metazoa; Arthropoda; Arachnida; Ixodida; Ixodidae
Product: N-acetylgalactosamine-6-sulfatase
Exons: 4
Molecular function (GO): arylsulfatase activity
Source: RefSeq, a predicted model, not a curated record
GCAUCACAGAUAUUCGCCGUACGAGACACGACUUCCGUAGCAUGUCAGGCUGCAGACGCUAUUUGUUGGGACCUGGGACCCACCUCUAGGAGAAGGUUUACGUCCGCGGGUUGCCUGGCAAGGAAGCGUUGUUUCUAUUAAGUGAUGCGCACUCUGCAGAACGAAGGCUGACAACAUUCCGUCGUGUGAAUUAGCACCUGGCGACUUCGUGCCGUGGACGAUGCGACCGGCGAAAAAUGCUAUUCGCGCAUUAUUCCUGGGCCUCGUGGUCUUGGAGACAGCGCAGUGCUCGUGGGAAGCCAGACCAAACUUUGUCGUCAUGGUGAUGGAUGACAUGGGCUGGGGAGACCUCGGUAUCUUCGGUCAGCCCGCCAAAGAGACUCCCAACCUGGACGAGAUGGCGUCCGAGGGAAUGCUGUUCACCGACUUCUACGCCGCCAACCCAGUCUGCUCGCCAUCACGAGCGGCACUGCUCACGGGUCGGCUGCCCAUCCGGAACGGGUUCUACACGACCAACAAUCACUCCAGGAACGCGUAUGUGUCGCCGAAGGUUGUGGGCGGCAUACCGGAAGAAGAGCUGCUCAUCCCAGAAAUCCUUGACGAGGCCGGCUACAGAAACAUGAUCAUCGGCAAAUG